This is a messenger RNA of Blepharisma stoltei, 1221 nucleotides long. The record is from the annotation of a GenBank genome assembly. NCBI's taxonomy places the organism in Eukaryota, Ciliophora, Heterotrichea, Heterotrichida, Blepharismidae.
AUGUCAUAUAGAGAACUUUUGCAAGGCUACGAAGGAGAAUCAAGCCAACUUGAUGACAUUGCAGAAGCAAUUGAAUACCACCUUAGCGUAGGUGACUUUACAACUGCUUCUAAUGUGCUUUGUCAAUUAGUAGCGCUUGAUAAUUACAAUGCAGUAGAGUGGACAAAGCUAGGCCAUUGCUAUCUUUUGUUAGAAAGAUUGGACGAAAGCUUCCAAGCCUACACAAACGCCCACUCAGUCUUGAAGGAUUCUGCUCCAGCUCAACUUUGGUACGGACUUGGACUUCUUUGCUUCAAGUGUCGGCUUUUUGACAUGGCUGAAAGGUAUCUUGAAGCAGCCCUUAAGGCAGAUCCAAAAUUUGAGUAUACAUCACAUAUAUACUUAAAGCUUGGGAUUAUAAAUAAACGCUCCAAACAAUACCUGAAAGCCAUCACUUAUCUCAGAAACUGCCUUAACGCCAAGGAUCUGGGAUUAGAGAAGACAGUUGAGACCUUAUGCCAGAUUGCUAAUUGUCUAGAAGUUUCAAGAAAGAUCUAUGCAAUUGAGCUGUAUCAAGUUGCCAGGAGCUUGAAAGCUGACGUAAAGACUACUGCAUGCUUGGGAUGGGGAUUUUUUGUAAAUAAAGACUUUGAUAAAGCUAUUUCAACAUUCAACGAGGCUUUGAAAUUAGCUGAAAAUCCAGACUCCAAGCCUUACUGUGACAUAAUCUACCUGAAAGCCCGAUGUUUAAUGGAGACGAAAUCUUUCCACAGAGCGCUUUCAUUGCUUACAUCCAUUACAUGUAAAUAUCCACAAGAACCUAUAUAUAAAAUGUCUCUCUCUGUUGUAUAUGUAGAGCUUGAACAAUGCCAAAACGCUUUGUCAUGCCUCUAUAGCUGUCUAACCUUAAGGUAUGAUGAAACUGAAGUCUACAUUAACUUGGGAAUUGUCAAUGAGCUGAUGUUCAUAAGAGAAGACGCCAUGACAUGGUACCAAAAAGUAAUUGACAAAGACCCGAAUAAUAAUAUUGCGGCACACAGAUUGAAAUUAUUGAGCAAACAUAAAAACAAGCCAAGAAAUAUUCCUGAGCCACUCCAGCCUAAUAUUGAUAUAACAGAAUUUCCUUUCAGGAAUGUUGAAUGGACUUAUCAACAAACUGUGUAUCCUCAGAACUGGCUCAAAAGCAACAUUAUUCAAGAGACGUCUAUUUUAGGUAUUGCUGAUAAUGUAUAUACAAAGUAA